UAUUUUGCAUGUUCAACACAAUAUCUCUAUCACUUUUGGGGUGGAUGUAUUCACGUGAUUUCUCGUAACCGGUGAAACUGAAAGUAAGGAUAAACUGCUACCUCCGCUCCGAGCAGCUGCAGGUCCAACACAGAGGAGACAAAAUGACUUCUCGGGACGAGAAAAGAUACGACCCCAACGACACGACGCUGAAGUUCGUCAACAAACCAGAUGAUCUGGAUCCGCUGCCGCCAGAGGACGGAGACCAGGGUCUCUGCGCAGAGAUGUCCUGCGGCCACGCCGUCAAACCGGAGUCUCUGACCGGCUGGUGUCGCAGCCUGUUGGACCAGGGUCAGUACAAAUUCAAGUGUCCUGCCUUGAAGCAGGGCACGUUGCAGAAGUGUGAUGCAGUGUGGUCCUAUCAGGAGGUUCGUCGUCUGGCAGUGCUGACCACUGACGAGAUGCAGCACUUUGAGGAGAACAUGGCGCGACUGGCUGCUGCAGAAUACUGUGAAUUCAAAUCGUGUCCUGGGUGUAAAACCUUUGUGGAGAGAGAGGACCUGACAAAUCUCAGUGUGCAGUGCACCAUCUGUCUCGCAGACAAGAAGAGAGCGUUCCAGUUCUGCUGGCAGUGCAUGAAGGAGUGGAAGGGUCCGGCUCCUCGCUCCGACCGCUGCGGCAACGACGGCUGCAUCAACCACGACCUGGAGCUCCUCCGGACCUGCAAGGACACGGCGCUGCCCCAGGUGCAGGGCGUCGGUGCCUGUCCCUCCAUCCGGGCCUGUCCCACCUGCGGUCAGCGGGCGGAGCACGACAAGACGGGCUGCAAGAACAUCAUCUGCCCUCGCUGCCAGGUGGAGUUCUGCUUCGUGUGCCUGAAGCUCACGGAGGAGUGUCUGCGAACCAGCUCCUACUUCAUCCCCUGCAGAGACGGCGUCGCCCCCAGACAAACCUCCAUCCCUGUGUGGAACAGACGCUAGGAAGGAAGACGCUCAUAGCUCAAGGUUGCUUUAUAGGCCAACAUGUUCAUGUUAAACACGGCAUUUACUCUUUAAUGUGGAUAAUGUGUUUUUACAACCUAAAUCUGCUUAUAGAGGUUUUUGUCUCUGCUCUAUGAUGUCCAAAAUGACCAUUACAUCAUUACUUCAAAUAUUUCAGUUUAGACUGUAAACGUGUCUAAUGGUUUGUAACUACUACACAUAUAUGUGAAUAAAGUCAUAGUGUAACGUCUAUUUACUGUAUGAAUCUCUGAAAGACCUGGGUAACAGUCUCUGGGUUAAGUAUUAGGCUCCAUAUUAGAGAGAGAUACAGUGUCUCAGGUGAAAGAAAAUAUCACCAUUUUAAUUUAGUAAGUCAAAGUUUAAUAAUUUAUUAAACCAAUUUAAAGACACCUUGAUAUGUUAUGUUCAGGACUUAAGAAUGAAGUUUCCAGACAUCCAUGACCACAAACACUUACAGUAUACAAUGUUUAACAAGCAUCCAGAAACCUUAGAGUUCAGGUCUGCAUUAGAGUUGUUGUGAAGCAUUUACCAAAACUUACAUGUUUUAACAUUGUUAACACCUUUAGUGGUUUUACUGGUAAAAUACUGGUUAUUUCCAUGGGAAAUAAUAAAGUUCAAUUAUUAUUAUUAUUAUUAUUAUUAUUAUUAUUAUUA
Molecule: messenger RNA, 1634 nt
Organism: Betta splendens (Siamese fighting fish)
Lineage: Eukaryota; Metazoa; Chordata; Actinopteri; Anabantiformes; Osphronemidae
Exons: 4
Coding region: 144-959 (271 amino acids)
Source: RefSeq, a predicted model, not a curated record